GCUAUCGUUCGUAGUAGCCCAGAAAUUACCAGAAUCUACUAACGUCACGUCACAGACCGCAGCACGCUCUACAGCGAGGCUGUUGUAUCCUUAAAGUAGCAUUUUUGCUUACUUGCUUGAUCUCCUUCUGUUACGCAUACACAUAUGUAUCGUGCACGCAUCCUACAUGCGUUCAUAUACGCACACACAAAAAUGCGUGCACCACACAUGAAAACAUACAAGUCCACAUACAAUCUGUACAACUGUGUUUUCUACAGUAGGCAUCAAACGUCUCGCGUCAUCGGGAUGUUACGGGCCGAUUAGGGCCUUCGCUCCACAACAAAACUCGCAAAAUACAGCCGUUUCAUGCGCGCUACUUUAGCGUUAAUUUCAUGCGCAUACGUGUGUGCAUACGCCUGCACGUGCACAUAUAUCAAUAUAUAUGUAUGUACACCUGAAUAGAUCUCGCGCAUAUAUGCGCAUAUAUUUUUGUAAGCCCUCAGUCGCGCGGAAUCGCAGAAUGCUUUUAUUCGCGAUUGAUUGAACCGCCGUUCACGUCCGAUUUGCCGCAGAAAGAAAGAUUCAACGUUGCGAUCCCCCCUCCCCUCGUACGUUGGUAAGAAUGAGCGAAGCGGAGCCGUGGAAAGUGGUGGAUUAGAAAAUUGUCGGCUAAAAGAGGCCUCGUGUGUGAGACGGUUGAGAGGUGCGAGAUUUCAAUUGUGAGAGGAGAAAUGCGCGAGCGCAACUGCUUCAUCGCGACGAAAUGAUAUCGCACGUCCAUUCCGGAUCCGCACAAGUAUGAGAAGGGCCUCAAGGAUCUCGUGCACGUCCCGCCCGAGAAUCCGAUGCUGUUCUGAGGGGAGCGCGGCUCCCGGGCUCGUAUGUGCGUUUGGAGUAACUCGUCGAAUCCUGCGUACAGGGUUCUGUGGCGAUCGCAAGUAAAAAAACGUGUCGCACGUAUCAUGAAUGUGGUCAGCAUAGCAGAGAGGUGGUGUCGAGAAGGUGGUUGACACGCCUUCAUAUAUUUGAGAUGAUUGAAAGUGUAUCUCGCAGAGCGUUGAGUGGCUCCAGUGGGAGCUACCACGUUCGUGGUGCUGAAUUAGCGAGGAAUCGCAGACUAAAAUCUUUAUCAGCCACUGUUACUUUUCUAGACGAUACACAGCAUACGUUUCAAUUAGAUAAACGAGCAAAAGGACAAGUUCUAUUGGACUUGGUGUUUCAACAUUUAGAACUUAUUGAAAAGGAUUAUUUUGGUUUGCAAUAUCUCGAAAAUGGUGUUAGCUUAACUAUUCCUACAUCUGACGUAAUGAGAUGGCUGGAUCCCUCUAAAUCUGUGAAAAAGCAGUUAAGAAGUAAGGGUGGACAUUUCUUUUUCAGAGUAAAAUUUUAUGUAUCUGAUCCUAGUAAGUUGCAAGAGGAAUAUACCAGAUAUCAAUUUUAUUUACAAAUACGUAGAGAUAUUCUUCAAGGAAAACUUCAGUUGUCACCUAGUACAGCUUGUUUAAUCGCCAGUUAUACAGUUCAAUCGGAAUUAGGAGAUUAUCAUCCAGAAGAACAUGGGCCAGGCUAUCUUUCGCAAUUGCAAUUAAUACCUGGACAAACAGAAGAAAUGGAAAAGAAAAUAUCGGAAUUACAUAAAUUGCACAAGGGACAAUUGCCAGCUGAUGCAGAAUUUAACUUCUUAGAUCAUGCAAAGCGUUUAGAUAUGUAUGGGGUGGAAUUACAUAAAGCAAGGGAUUCAACUAAUAAAGAAAUACAGUUAGGUGUUACAUCGAUUGGUCUGGUUGUAUUUCAGAAUGGAAUAAAAAUUAAUGUGUUUUCAUGGUCAAAAAUAGUUAAAAUCUCUUUUAAAAGAAAACAAUUUUUUAUACAGCUUCGACGAGAACAAUCUGAAAACUACGAUACAUUAUUAGGUUUUAAUAUGCAAACUUAUCGUAGUUCCAAAAAUUUAUGGAAAGCAUGUGUUGAACACCAUACCUUCUUUAGACUUCACAGUCCUAAGAUGCGAACGAAACGAUUUCCCCUUACUUUAAGUAGUAGAUUUACGUAUUCGGGACGUACGGAAUUUCAAACUGUUGAAGAUGGAAAACACAGAGCGCGUGUAGAAAGGACAUUUAUACGUUUUCAAUACUUUAGAUCACCUAGUAAGAAAAUUGCUCAUACUAUUACAACGGCAGCUAUUACUGAAGACAAAGGAAAACUGACAAUACCUCCUGGAAGACCUCCACGAUCUUAUGACAAUAAGGUUCAGUCUCUCGGUGCUCGUGAGCCCCGCCAAGCAUGGGGUGAAGGAAAUCCAAGUGACGAUGAAGGUGGUUUUUUAUCUUUGAGGGAAGAAAUAACAGGAAGCUACACGCAAGGUGGAGCGUUUUCUCCAGCGUUAGGGUCUCGAGUGUUCAGUUAUGCUGAUGAUGAUACAACUGCAGAAAGAAAUAUUUAUGAUUUGCCAGAUUAUAGCGAACCUACUAGCUCACCGGCUCCACAAAUACUAGAAGACGGUUUAGUAACCAUAUCUUUAACGCCAGACGAACAAGGUCGUUUUGGUUUUAACGUGAAAGGUGGAUUAGAUUUAGAUAUGCCAAUCUUGGUAUCACGAGUAGCACCGAAUACACCCGCCGAUCGUUGUUAUCCAAAAUUAAAUGAGGGAGAUCAAGUUGUUUACAUCAAUGGAAUCGAUGUGAGUGGUUUAAUGCAUGAACGCGUAGUAAAUUUAAUACGACAAUCACGCGAUCGCGGAUCUGGUGAACUUACUUUAACUGUCAGACCUAAUGCUUUAUAUAAUGCAUUAGCUGGCACCGACGAGACUUCGGAAGAGGAACCGCCUUAUAGGUACGUACCUGAUGCACCUCAUGCAGCUAUUGGAUCUGAUGCACUGGCUCAAUCUAUGUUGCUGCUUGCGGAUGGUCUAGCAAGCGGUGCUCUUAUUGCACAAUAUGAACAAUUAUACAGAAAAAAUCCGGAACUUACGUCACUUGAAUCGAAAAAACCAGAAAAUCAAUCAAAAAAUCGCUAUCGGGAUAUUUCACCAUAUGACGUUACUCGAGUAAUCUUAAUGGGAUCUGCAAAUGGAGAUUACAUCAAUGCCAAUUAUGUAAACAUGGAAAUACCAGGUUCAGGCAUUAUUAAUAGGUAUAUUGCUACGCAAGGUCCCUUGUCUUCCACCGUUGCCGAUUUUUGGCAAAUGGUUUUAGAGGCAGGUAGUACACUUGUCGUUAUGCUCACAACCCUAGUUGAACGUGGCCGUACAAAGUGUCAUCAAUACUGGCCAGCAUAUAACGAGACUCUCACAUUAAGAAAUCUCACACUUACAUCGACUGCAGAAAAUGUCGAGGAUACAUUUAUUUUUAGAGAAUUUAUACUUCGUGAUGUUAAUACUGGAGAAGAAAGGGAUAUAACACAUAUGCAGUAUUGCAGCUGGCCCGAUCAUGGAGUGCCCAAUGAUUGGCGACAAUUUACUACUUUUACAGAACGUGUCAGGGCAGCUCGUACUGGAAUAGUUGAACCUGCGGUUGUACAUUGUUCCGCUGGAAUAGGACGGACCGGUGUAUUAGUUUUAAUGGAGACUGCGUUGUGUUUAAUUGAAGCUAAUCAACCAGUGUAUCCAUUAGAUAUUGUACGCUCUAUGAGAGAUCAGAGAGCAAUGAUGAUACAGAAUGCUAGUCAAUAUAGAUUUGUGUGUGAAGCAGUCCAUAAAGCCUAUAGCGAAGGGAUAGCUAAGCCACUUCCAGAGUUUAGUAGAUGAAAGUGAAAUUCAAAAUGGGCAGCAUUUUGUAAUUAUACCAUUUCUUCUCUUUCAUACAUCUUGCAUCAAGCAUCAUGCCAUUAGGAAGUAGUUUUAUACUUUGACAAUAACAUAAUAUAUAUUUAAUAUAGCAUAUCCUAGUAAAAAGAAGCAGAUGUUUACUACGUAAAGUACAUACAUACAUAACUGACGUCCAGCUCUCAUUCACUACUGUAAAAUGUCUAUUUCUUUUUAAUUUUAUUAUGCACAGAAAAUAUAUUUAGUUUUUUAAGUGAUUUAUUUUAUUUCUUUAUGCAAAACAAUGUUUUGUAUAAAAUGUGAUCAUGUUUUUUUCGCGAGUAUUAAUGCUUUAUAAUUAAUUUAAAAUAUUUCUAUAAGACACAUUUAGAAAACCUCAAAAGAAUAAUAUGUACUAUGAUAUAUUAUUACUAAAUUUGUAAUAUAAAAAUAGAUUUAAUCAUAUAUAUAAUAAAGUUUGUAAGAUAUAUAUCUAUGAAAGUUUAAUCAUAGAUUAAAUGAAU
Molecule: messenger RNA, 4242 nt
Organism: Monomorium pharaonis (pharaoh ant)
Lineage: Eukaryota; Metazoa; Arthropoda; Insecta; Hymenoptera; Formicidae
Gene: Ptpmeg
Product: tyrosine-protein phosphatase non-receptor type 4
Exons: 17
Coding region: 1010-3721 (903 amino acids)
Biological process (GO): protein dephosphorylation
Cellular component (GO): cytoskeleton
Molecular function (GO): protein binding; protein tyrosine phosphatase activity
Source: RefSeq, a predicted model, not a curated record